Messenger RNA from Arabis nemorensis, 2340 nucleotides. NCBI's taxonomy places the organism in Eukaryota, Viridiplantae, Streptophyta, Magnoliopsida, Brassicales, Brassicaceae. The record is from the annotation of a GenBank genome assembly.
AUGACGCUGCUCCGAUCUCGCGCAAUCCGGCCAACGGUCUCGGUCUCGGACAAGCCACGCCCUGAACGGACCGCCGCCAACAUCCAGCCGUCCACUCCCGCUCGGGCACAAGAGCCCGAUGUUCAUCGCUCGCCCGCAGUCGACAGAUCUGGUCCUCUCGAUGUACCCAUUUACACCUCCCUGAGGCGCAGUCCUCGUCUUGCAUCUCAAUGCAACGGCCUUGAAUCUCUGUCUGACAAAGAGGUUAGUGUUCCAAUUUCUGGCAAGAGAAAAUCGAGUGUGGAUGAAACGUUUUUGAGUUUGCGGUCAGGGAAGAGAGUUGCUAAGAGGGCUGGGAGUGAUGGAUUGGAAAUUCACUCUAGGAAUUUGGAUUUCGAAAGCGAUUUGGUCAGUGGGAAUAAGACUGAUGACCGCUCACAGUCUAGUGUUGUCGCCAGUAGAAUGGCCAAUGAGGAUAAGGAAAAGACUGUGAAUGCUGCAGAUAAGAGUGCUAAUGGCAUGUUAGUGGGGUCUAGUGCUCAAGUUUUACUAGUAGAAAGUAAGAACAAAGGAAAGGGGAUAGUGGAAGAUUCCCAUCAAGACAAUCAUGUGGAGGUUAAAUCUAUCGACAAGCCAAGUAGCUCAUUGGGUAGAAGAAAAUAUACAAGGGAGGAGAAGGGUAAGGGUAUUCAGGUGGAGGAUGUCUCUUCUCCCAUCACGAAUGAGAUUGCCGGAGCUGCAGUUGAAGAAAUUGAUAUCAACAACUCAGUUAACAAUCACAAACCCCCUGAUGCCUCUGGAACAGGAUUGGCUGCUGCGGCAGUUAAUGCAGAACAAAGACAGAUUCAUAAUGGUGUUGAAAUUCGAAAUGAUUCAAGAACGCGGCGCUUUCGGAACAUUGCAAUGCAAAAUGCUUCCAGAUUUGCUCAUUUUGAUGCUCAAUUAGAGGAAGAAGAAGACUUGUCAGAUAAAGAGGUUGAACAACAAGUCGAAGAUUGGCCUGGCCCCUUCUCUACUGCCAUGAAAAUAAUUAAAGACCGAGAAGAGGACACGAAUCUGUGUAUUGGUACAAGUGUCUCCAGCAAAGAAAAAUCUUCACCAAUUAUUUGGACUCCCAGAAUAGACUACAGUUUUGCUCCUCUGAGGGCUCCAUCUCUGCAAGAACUAUCCUUGCGAAUUCUUGUCAAGAAUGCUGAUGCCAUCAAUUCGCUUGACUAUAUUCCAGACGCACUGAGGAUUAAAAUUUGUCAAUUGCUUUGUGAUUCUAGGAGAAUGGACGUACACAUUCUUGAUCUUCUUGCCCGUGGAUCUCCAACAGAAAUUCGUGUUCCCGAUUGCUCAUGGCUGACCGAGGAACAGUUCACCGAAUGUUUCAAGAACUGUGACACCAGCAACUUGAUGGUUCUUCAACUCGACCAGUGUGGGCGUUGUAUGCCAGAUUAUGUAUUACCCUCCACCUUAGCAAGGUCACCAAAAAACUUGCCGGUGCUAUCAUAUUUGUCUUUAAGUGGUGCAUGUCGGCUUUCCGACUUGGGGCUACAGGCACUUGUUUCCGCUGCUCCUGCGAUUAGAUCUAUUAAUCUCAGUCAAUGUUCUCUUCUAACAUCAUCUAGCAUUGACAUGUUAUCUGAUUCAUUGGGGUCAGUUUUAAGGGAAUUGUAUAUCAACGAGUGCCAAAACAUCAAUCUGAAGCUUAUUCUGUCGGCGUUGAAAAAGUUUGAGAAGCUGGAAGUAUUGUCCCUUGUGGAUCUUCCUUCAGUGAGGGGUCGGUUCUUGAGGGAAUUUGUUGCUGCUAGAGGGCAAGGCCUGAAGAAGCUAUUUCUGGCCAACUCUGUGAAAUUAACUGACUCUUCUGUUAAAGUCAUCUCUGAAAACUGCCCCAAUUUAAGUGUGCUUGACCUGGCUAACGUAUGCAAGCUGACAGAUUCUUCUUUGGGUUACCUUGCAAAUGGCUGUCAAGCUCUGGAGAAAUUAAUUUUUUGUCGUAACUCUUUCAGAUACCUAAUAUGUCUUGUCUCUGUUUAUAGCGAUGAAGCUGUAGCUGCAUUUGUAGAAACCGCAGGUGGUUCACUAAAAGAACUAUCACUUAACAACGUUAAAAAGGUUGGGCACAACACAGCCUCAGCACUUGCUAAACGUUCAGAAAAGCUGCAGAUUUUGGAUAUAUCCUGGUGUCGAGAUAUCUCAGACAAUUCGUUAGGCUACAUUGUCGAUAACUGUUUAUCUCUGAAGGUAUUGAAGCUUUUUGGAUGCACUCAGAUCACGGGUGUAUUCGUUCGAGGUCACUCAAACCCUAAUGUCAAGAUCUUAGGUUUGAAGAUGGAUCCCUUCUUGGACCACCUUAACAAACAGCCUUGCUGA